Messenger RNA from Micromonas commoda, 1474 nucleotides. RefSeq lists its product with no specific name. Gene Ontology annotation, cellular component: membrane; photosystem II. The transcript has 2 exons. Lineage: Eukaryota; Viridiplantae; Chlorophyta; Mamiellophyceae; Mamiellales; Mamiellaceae. Gene Ontology annotation, biological process: photosynthesis, light reaction; photosynthesis. The coding region runs from base 364 to 1326 and encodes 320 amino acids. The record is from RefSeq and is a predicted model, not a curated record.
UUAAGAAGCAGGGGCUGUGAUUGUUUAUUCAUCAUUCGACGCGCAUCGUGAACGACGACGCCGAGGCCGUCGCCGUCGCGGCUGAAAAAAAGCGUUUGGUAAAAGUCCAGUACGCAUAACGAACUCUCGCCUCGCCAGCCCGCGCGUCGAGAUCGCAGAAAAGGCGAGAUCCCGGUUUGCGAACCUUCCUUCUCACCUCGGCAGAGACCCGGUCGUCAAUUUCGGCAGAUCAGACAACUGUACCCGGCCGCUGAGUCCCCCGAGAUUUCGAUGACUCCCCCGCGGCGUUGUACCGGCGACGAAUUCGAUUGGCCGUCUCGAUCGAUCCAAAAAUAGCCAAAACCGAGACUCCCGGUUUAUCCGAUGCGUCUCCCUCAGCAAACUCGCCAGCCAAUCCGCUGCAGCCAUUCCUGCACGUCGAAAGUAAUAAACUCGACCACGGUUUUCGGUCUCCCUCGGCCAAUCAGAACCCGGAAUUGGCCGAAUGAAAUCCGAAUCCGCGCUCGUGAGUCGAGCGAAGGAACAACUGCGAGCAUCGUCGCGUGGUGGGGGGGCAUAUUCGCACCCGCUUCAACGCAACACACCUCUCAACUCCAACCGAGAAUAAUGUCCUGCAUCGCUGCCGCCGGCCUCAUCCCCCUCCGCGCCGCCCCCGUGCGCCGCGCCGCCUCCGCGAAGUCCUCCAAGGUGCGCUUCCCCGAGGAGCGCGCGCGCUCGCACCCGCGCGCACCACCGCGCACGGGUGACUCGACACGCGCCUCCGGUCGCGUUCGCGCGGAGCGAACCGGCGCUGCGUCGCACGCGCGAUUUCGCCGCGCCCCGCGAGUCCUCGCCAGAUCGCCCCCCGACCGGGCGAUGACGUCCCCCCUUAUCGCUAACCCGCGCGCUCGUCCGCGACUGGCGACGAAAUUCUCACCAAUCCCUCCCCCUCCGCCCUCCCCUCCUUCGCAAACUCAGGCUGUCGUCGUCGCUCCCCGCGCCGCCGCCCGCACCGAGGUCGUCGCCAAGGCUUCCCCCCAGAAGCUCGCCGCCUCCGUCGCCGCCUCCUUCCCCGCCUUCGCCGCCCCCGCCGCCUUCGCCGCGCAGGAGGUGAACCAGGUUGCGCUCGAGGGUGUCAACAUCCUCGGCGUGAUCGCGACUGCGCUCUUCAUCAUCAUCCCCACCUCCUUCCUGAUCAUCCUCUACGUGAAGUCCGCGUCCGAGGGCAACGUGUCCGGUGGCUUCUCCCAGAAGUACUACGACGAGUCCAAGAAGCGCGGCGACAAGAAGACCAACGAGGCCGCGGUGCUCAAGGGCAAGGGCCUCGGCAUGCGCCCCUCCAAGUAAACUCCGUCAUCGAUUCGUCAGAGAGCGCGGGAGUUCGCUGAUUUACGGAGAGCGAGCGAUGGUUUUGUGUCAGAGUUUUGGCUUAGAGACGGUGGAUUUUUCGUAGCGCUAGCAUUCGCCUGAAAGCCCACCUGAGAUGUACCCAAUA